UGCAUCCACCAUGGCACUGGCACUCAGUUGGUAGCUGGCGCUAGACUGGCGUGGAUGCCGGCACUCUCACCACGCUCAGCACUUCUGGCGGCUUAGAAGUGUCAUUGGCUGAAAGUAGUCAAUAUCCAGAAUAUCAGAGACAGUUUACAAUUUCUAUAGACGCGUUUUCGGUCGAGUGAGUGAAAAAUAUUUGACUUGCGUGAAGUGAAAGUCACAGGAAAAAUAUCCUUCAACACAAAAAAAAGUUUUCCCCCUGAGAUGGGAAGAGAAAUAAAAGUUGAAUGAGUGUCUUGCGUAAAGCCGUGAAGUAAACAAUGGCUUGGUUAGACGAGUGUGUGUUUAGUGGAAACAUGGCGAGUGACGGUGUGUAGCCAAGACUCUGGAAACCUCAAGACGUGUACAACACUUCGACAGUAUGUUUGGGCGUGCACAGUGGGCGGCAGUGACAGUGGGCGUGGUGUUGCUCGCCCACCUGCCCCUCACCACACAGCUCCCAGAUGUCAUCACGAUAGGUGGUCUUUUCGACGAGGGUGACGUGAAGCAAGAGAUCGCCUUCAGGUACGCCGUGGAAAGCGUCAACCGUGGCAAGUGGCUGCGACCCACCAUGUUGCGCACCAUGAUAGAGAAGAUACCUCCCUUUGACUCCUUCCAUGCAUCAAAGAGAGUGUGUGCCCUGGUGAGAUCUGGUGUUGCUGCUAUCUUCGGCCCUCAGUCUGGUCAGACCUCAGCCCACGUCCAGUCCAUCUGUGAUGCUCUCUCCAUCCCUCACAUCGAGACGCGCUGGGACUACCGCUUACGACGUGACGACUAUUCUGUCAACCUCUACCCCCACCCCUCCUCUCUCAGUAAGGCAUACCUGGACCUUGUUCGACUGUUCGGGUGGCGUUCGUUCUGCAUCUUGUACGAGGAUAACGAGGGUCUGGUGCGCAUGCAGGAGCUGCUCAAGACUCCUUCGCCCAACGAGUUCAAAGUCUCCAUUAGACAACUGCCUCGCGGUAAUGACUACAGGGCCCUGCUGAACGAGGUGAAGGGGACACUGGAGCAGAACAUCAUCCUGGACUGCAAGACAGAGAACGUGGGAACAGUGCUGAAGCAAGCUCAGCAGAUCGGCAUGAUGUCCUCCUUCCAUAACUACAUCAUCUCUUCCCUGGACUUGCACCUGGUCAACCUGGAAGAUUUCAAGUACGGAGGAUCGAACGUGACGGCCCUGAGGUUGAUCGAUCCUGAACGUGAGGAAGUUAGACACUUGAUGGAGGACUGGCAGGCUGGUCGCAUCAUGUACACCAGUAAGAUCCAGGACGACGAUGACCUCAUCAUGAAGCUGAGGAACAUAAGUUUCUGGACGACAGAAACAGCGCUGAUGUACGACGCUGUGAAGUUGUUCGUGCUGGCCAUCCAGGCGCUGGAUAACUCAACUGACGUUCAGCUGACAUCACUAGUGUGUGAGGGCGAAGUCUCCUGGGACCAUGGUAACUCACUUAUUAACUACAUGAAGCUGGUGCAGCUACAGGGACUGACUGGUCACAUAGAGUUCGAUGCUCUGGGCUUCAGGACUGACUUCACUCUGGACAUCGUUGAGCUGGGCAUGGAGAACCUCACCAAGGUGGGCACCUGGAACAGGAAGACUGGCGCCAACUACACACGCACCUACCAGGACACCUUCAAGAGGAUUGUUGAUGGUCUCCAGAACAAGACUCUCAUUGUCUCCUUCGCUUACAACGACCCGUACAUCAUGCUGAAGGAGAGCUCUAAGCAGCUGACCGGUAACGACCGCUUCGAGGGCUUCUGCAUCGACCUGCUCAACGAGAUUGCCAGCAUACUCAAAUUCAACUACACUCUGGUGUCGGUACCAGAUAACAGCUAUGGCAGCAAGGAUAAAGUCUCUGGCGAGUGGAACGGCAUGAUCAAGGAGCUGCUGGAACAGCGGGCAGAGAUGGCCAUCACGGACCUGACCAUCAAUUACCAGAGGGAACAAGCAGUAGACUUCACUAUGCCUUUCAUGAACAUGGGUAUCUCUAUACUGUACAAGAAACCACAGAAGAUGGCGCCUUCUCUCUUCUCCUUCCUCUCGCCUCUCUCUCUGGAGGUGUGGAUGUAUAUGAUCACUGCUUAUGUUGGUGUCUCAGUGCUUCUCUACAUCCUGGCUAGGUUCACACCAUAUGAGUGGCAGAACCCACACCCGUGUGACCCAGACCCUGACACUCUGGAGAACCAGUUCACUAUCCUCAACUGUCUGUGGUUCGCCAUCGGUUCCCUCAUGCAACAAGGCUGCGACUUCCUGCCCCAGGCAGUGUCAACACGCAUGGUGGCCGGUAUGUGGUGGUUCUUCACCCUCAUUAUGAUCUCCUCAUACACUGCCAACCUAGCCGCUUUCCUCACGGUGGAGCGCAUGGAGUCGCCCAUUGAGUCAGCGGAAGACCUGGCCAAGCAGACCAAGAUCAAGUACGGCUCUCUUUUGAGCGGCACCACCACCUCCUUCUUCAGGUAGGUCACCUGAAUGAAGUACGCUCCUCAUACGAGCGAAUUGCAGUCUCAAAUUCGUAACGCAUGCAGCGUUAGUAUUCCAUUGUUGUUGACUUCGUGUCUCCCGCAGGAGGAGAAUGGGCUGUACGCCUACCUGAUGGAGUCCUCCUCCAUUGAAUAUAUUACUGAGAGGAACUGUGAUCUGACUCAGGUGGGAGGUCUGCUUGACUCCAAGAGUUACGGCAUUGCUCUUCCCCCGGGCUCACCUUACACAAGUGCCAUCAGCAGUGCCAUCCUGGCACUACAGGAGACCUCCACCAUCCAGUUGCUGAAGCGGAAGUGGUGGAGUGAGAGGGGUGGGGCAGGCAGGUGUAACAAUGAGAAGGAAGAGGCAGGUGGGAGCAGUAUGGCGAGUGAGCUGAACUUAUCCAAUGUGGGCGGCGUGUUCGUGGUGCUGCUGGGCGGCAUGGGUCUCGCCCUCGUCGUCGCCAUGGGCGAGUUCAUCCUCGAAUGCUAUGACAUCGCCAAGGACGACCAACUGCCUCUACUGAGCGUGUUGAGCACGGAGCUGAGGUUCGUCUUCAAGUGCAAGGGAUCAUCAAAGCCGGUAAGGAAGAAAGCUUGCGAGUCUGAAGCUGGUGACAUCAGCCACAACAUUUACGGCUCCGAUGUUUACAACUACACUGGCAAGAACCCACUCAGCUGAUUGCCAGAUGUGGCGUCACGCCCUGACGUCACGGAUAAGUGUCAUCCAUGGACGCUGCCCAGCUACGUCCCACCUCCACCUUCCCCAGUAGUUAACCCCGAGGAAGCUACUGUCUAUCAGGAUGCUUCAGCUACCCACCACAACACAGACACCACUCAGAACUCCUCACCGGCCUACUGUAUACAGAGUCGGGAAUCUUCCCCCUCGCCAGUAGCUACUCAGAGUGAAGAUGCAAUUGAUGCGGCUAAUCUGAGGCAGAGGAAGAACUGGUAGUGACUGUUGAUUAGUUAACCUCUAGUGGCGUCUAGUUUUGUUGUUCCACUUGUAUGAUGGUGCAGGUAGUGGGUCGUGUACUGGGUCUCUCACUCUUUCUAUGCUCCCUUCCCUGAGGCUCCUGAAGAGCCUCAGACACUACAAACUUUCCAAGCUGACGAAAAAAAAAGCCUCCUUAGAGUAUUUUUCGCAGCUAUAGUAAAGUAUAUACACCCAUUGUUAGUACCCGAAUGGAUAAACCCUCACGGUACAAUACUGAAGAAUUGUUCAUAGACGUAAACUUUGUAUGCCAUUAGAUGGUAAGAUAAGAUAUAUUUUGAACACUUAAAGUGAUUAUAUUUUUGGGGGGAGGGGGAAAGCGACAAUAAAUAAAAUACUUGUGUGUGUUUGCUAGGUGCUAGUGACGUCACUCACCAUGCACUUAGUGAGACAAUCCAUAAUUGUAUGGUGAACCCAAGUCGCACUUCUCAUGAUUUUUUGCCUGAAGAACACCGGAAACAAGUGGUAAUCACAACUUAUGUGUUCACAACGUUUGCCUAUGAACAUUGUUGAGCCCAGUUUAUUUAAUAAUUUUUUGGUAAACUUUCUUGCAACUUAUGCGCCUGGCAGCUCCACAUUUGCUAACACAUUCACCAGGAUUUUAUUACCCGUGGAGUAUAUUUUGUAUUAAUUAUUAAUUACAUUUUGGUUAAAUACACCGAGAAGUGUAUAUAAACAUGGUGUUUAUGCAGCGAGAGAUUACUUUAAUCCUUAUUUUAGAGAUUAAAAUACCUUACAAGAUGGUGUACAGGUGACAUACAUCCUUGAAGACCAUCGUAUAGUCGAUAAACUUAAAACCUAAUCAACCCAUCCUGAUCAAAAAAGUUUACUGUAUUGAGGUAAUAUAUAUGUCGUGCCGAAUAGGUAAAACUGGUCAGUUAGCAAGAGCUCAUUUAAAAUUAAGCCCUUUCUAAAAACAAUUCGUAUACAUAUUUUUUUUCAUUUAUGUUAAUGUAAAAAUUAAUUUUGUACCAAAAGAACCUUAGAGAGCUUACCUAACCUUAUUAUAACAAGCGAAAUUUAACUAGGCUAAUCCAAAUAAAUAUGUUUUAGAUAAGUUUACAAUAAUUUAAUAAUAAAGAAACACAAUGAAAUAUAUUUUUUUCGUUAGGUUCGGAAUUACUUUUGAGAAAUUAUUGCAUACACAAAUUUUCGCUUGCCUUAUUCGGCAAGAUGUGCGUUGCUAUUUAAGCCAAAAUCGCAAGUUUUACCUAUUCGGGACGACAUAUAUAUAAAGAGUCCACCUCUAGUGCAAUAUAUGGAGUCCCUUAGUCUCGGAGAAGUAAGUGAAAUGUCUUCUAGGAAGAGUAGAGACCCUUCCUAGAAUCUCAAUCUCUCUCUCUCUCUCUCUC
Cherax quadricarinatus is the source of this 4833-nucleotide messenger RNA. The record is from RefSeq and is a predicted model, not a curated record. Lineage: Eukaryota; Metazoa; Arthropoda; Malacostraca; Decapoda; Parastacidae.